AUGGUGGUCCAGAGGAAUACUCGCAGACCCAGAGGGACAGGAGCUCCCUCCUCGCAGACCACACGGCCUCCGCCUACAGGUACAGCGGGGGUUCAAUCCACCGUACGGCGGCCACCGCCACGUCAAACAGCGGCAACAGCGAACCGGCGAUACCCGCCGGCUGCGGACAGCUCUCGAGGCCUGGAUGAUGACUUCAAUCUCGUGCAUGCGCACUGUCGAGUAGCGAUCAACAAUGCCGAAGUGCAUAACCGACAGCUCACAAACCGCCUCAACGAGCAACAGCGUGAGAUCGCUGCUAGCAAUCAGCGACUCAGCAGGGAGAAGGCACAGACCAACGCCAAACUUCGCCAGUUAUCCUUGGAGAAGCAAAAGGCCCUAGAGGAGGUGGAUCGCUUGAAAAGAGAAAUCAUUGAACUGAAUAACAGGCUUGAUACGGCUUUCAAUGAUAGCCAUAGUAUGAUGUCUCGCACGGAAGUGCAGGACAUUCUAAAUGAAAUCCAUGCCUCGGCUGAAGUAUUUAUGAAAUCGUUGACAACGAGAAUGAGCGACAAUGAGAAUGUUCAGCUAUCUGGACAGCUGCCUGCAUUUGAUGCUGUCCAAGAUCCAUGGACAAACCAAUAUGGGCCGUUUGAGAUGCUGCACGACUCCGUUGGGACCGAGAUUCUGGACCCCGGUCCUCUAGCAGACCACGAGGGACUAGCGCCGCUGGAUUCUCACUACGAUUUUCCGGACAUCGAUAUCGUCGGCGCAGCACAAAAUUGA
Molecule: messenger RNA, 762 nt
Organism: Penicillium angulare
Lineage: Eukaryota; Fungi; Ascomycota; Eurotiomycetes; Eurotiales; Aspergillaceae
Exons: 2
Coding region: 1-762 (253 amino acids)
Source: RefSeq, a predicted model, not a curated record